GUCAAAUACGUUGCGCACAGCGACACCCGGCGGCGGCCACGGGGAACAGCAGCUGUCAUUAAAAGCGAACGUCCAACGUUUGUUCUUCACGACGUUCCGUAGAACGCCGCUGUCAUGUCUGCCGCCUUCAUGUCUCUCCGCAGGUGUUGCCAGCGGUCGGCGCUCCUCGCCGUUGCUAAGCGACCGUGGAGCUCCAGCCCCGCGCCCUCCCCUCCUCUGCACACGAGGUUCCUCCUCUUCCUCGCGCAGCGCUUCUAUGACGUGGAGAUGCUGCUCAGCUGGGGCCACCGGCAGAAGAGGAUGGCGAUCCACAGGAGGAACGCUUACUAUGGCUACACCAAGAAUUUAUAUGGCGCGGACAUAGCGGCAGCAUUUUAUGUCUUGAGUCUGAAGGGAGGAUUUAGAUAUGUCGGCCAGUCCGAGUGGUUCCGUGCAGACCGGAGGGGGAAAUUCAACUGGGACUUCUUGAAUCACAAAGACACACUCCUGGAGGAAGUGAACAUGAGCCACACAGUCAUCAACUCCGGCGGACUGGGCAACCUGGAGGGGCAGACAUCGUUGCGGACUCUGUCACUACGAGGUUGCCCUGAAGUGGACGACUGGUUUCUGGCGGGGCUCCAUGUCUUCCAGGACUCUCUGAAGGAACUGGACAUCUCUCACUGUCCUCGCAUAACGGUCGGCGGCCUGGCCGCACUCAGGAAUCUCAAGGGGCUGCGUCGCCUGGACGUGUCGUCCCUCCCCAAGGUCUCGAGUCCCGGGCUGGUCGUUCUCCUGCUGGAGGAGAUGUUGCCACAGUGCCAAAUCGUCGCUACCGGCUACGACCACAGCCUGGGGCAGUUUGGAGGAGGGGAGGUGGAAGGGCAGCGGGAGGUACGGGAAGCAACAGACUGCGUUAGGAAAGAGGGAGUCCUCUGAGGGAGCUCCGCCGUCACUUCGUCUUCUUCCGACAGAACGAGAGCCGACGGAGCGAAGAGAAAACCCCUCGCACCGUUCUUCAGUUGACUGCGGCGUCGGAGAACUGCAGAGGGAAGAUGGGAAGUUAUAAUAAAGAUACAUGUAUCUUUUGGUGAUCUUCCACGUCUUUGGGUUCUCUUUAGAGCCAAUUCACUCAUAUUUCCUUUAACUCCGCCUCCCAAAAACGGCGUCCGAUGACAGAUCUGGAUAUUUCACCAUUUAAACACCAUGUAAAAUUUGCUUUAAAGCAUGAACCAAUUAUAGACUUGUAUUUGAUUUGGACACUGUCAAAGGAAAACUGCAUGUAAGUGUUGAAAAAUAAUCUACUACCAGGAGGUUGUUGGAUCCUUUGGCUUUGUAAUGUAAAAUAUAACACAUGUCACCACAUCUGCUCGUGUUCCUUCCCAAAAUAAAAU
Messenger RNA from Gasterosteus aculeatus aculeatus (three-spined stickleback), 1370 nucleotides. RefSeq names its product distal membrane arm assembly component 2 (gene dmac2). NCBI's taxonomy places the organism in Eukaryota, Metazoa, Chordata, Actinopteri, Perciformes, Gasterosteidae. The record is from RefSeq and is a predicted model, not a curated record.